AUGCGCCGGGUGCCGUGCGAGGCCCACCCUACAACGGCCGCGGCACUAGAAGCGCCAGUCGCGGUGGAACAGCCGCUGUGUCUGGACCACAUUCCAUCUCCGAGGGUCAGGUACAGCUUUCACAAGGAGGAGGACAUGGGCAAGUUGGUUUUCAUCUGGGAAAAGCCCUUGCGAGCUAGCGCCCGUGCUGCGGCUUGGGCGGUGGAGUACCAUGGGCACACUCGACGACUUGCGACGAGACCAAUGACCCCUCCUCCUCCUCCUCCUGGUAUAACUCCCCUGCCGGCUCGCGCACACAAGAGAAAAGGGGACACUCAGCUCUUUCUGCACGCUAAAAAGAAAGGGCCCGCCGUCGAGAAUCCCAGAUGCUUUGAGCUUCGACCUGGACUCUCCACCCCGCUUCCGGACAUCCUCGCCCUGCGGUUCGAGACAGAGAGCAAGUGA
This is a messenger RNA of Colletotrichum costaricense, 444 nucleotides long. RefSeq lists its product as uncharacterized. The transcript is spliced from 3 exons. The coding region runs from base 1 to 444 and encodes 147 amino acids. Lineage: Eukaryota; Fungi; Ascomycota; Sordariomycetes; Glomerellales; Glomerellaceae. The record is from RefSeq and is a predicted model, not a curated record.